Messenger RNA from Pararge aegeria (speckled wood butterfly), 3234 nucleotides. RefSeq names its product chloride channel protein 2 (gene ClC-a). Gene Ontology annotation, biological process: transmembrane transport; chloride transport. Bases 388 to 3234 code for a protein of 948 amino acids. The record is from RefSeq and is a predicted model, not a curated record. The transcript has 23 exons. Gene Ontology annotation, cellular component: membrane. NCBI's taxonomy places the organism in Eukaryota, Metazoa, Arthropoda, Insecta, Lepidoptera, Nymphalidae. Gene Ontology annotation, molecular function: voltage-gated chloride channel activity.
AGCGCCCAGCGGUCGGUAAAUAUUUGACAGGCGGCAAUACAAGUGUCACGUUAAGAUUGUCAACUGACAACUCGCACUUCCCAGUCGGUCAUUGGACGAGAUAUAAUUUGAACGCGCGUUGUGCUGUAGACAUUUCCUGUUGGCUCACGCGCAAUUUGCAUUAAAUCGCGUUUAUUCAAUUACAAAAUAAUCGUGUGAUACUCCGGACCAUGAAGGAGGUGGUUACUGAACGGACAUCGUAAGUCAAAGCCCGUUGUUAUUUAAAAAAAAAGUGGACCGUCGUGAACGACUCCGGCUUCGAUUUGCAAACAUUUUGCAAAGUGUAAAUUUUCGCGUUGUUUUGUUUUGGGAGUUUAAUUUAUUUUGAUUUGUGAUAAACUGACAACUAUGAAGGAGUCUAAGAAGGAAGCCGAAACCUCUGACGACGAGUCGGGAUUGGGGUACCAGAAUACUUUGAUGUAUGGUCGCUAUCAACGCGACCUUAGUGAAGCAGCGAGAGAAGAGGCCAGAAGACUCAGAAGGUUAAGGAAAAGAAGACGGAAAGACGACAAACUCAGGCAGAAGGAGCUAGAAGCGACGGGCAAACAUCGACCUAGAGGGAAAUUUUUUAAGGUAUUAGGUUACGUGUGGAGGCAUACGUUCGCGCGGCUGGGAGAGGAUUGGGUGUUCCUGGCUCUGCUGGGCAUCAUCAUGGCCAUACUCAACUUUGCCAUGGACAAGGGGAUUGCUGUCUGCAAUAAUGCUCGAAUGUGGAUGUACAAAGAUUUAGCCACGUCUACUUUUAGUCAAUACGUAGCAUGGGUUUCUCUCCCAGUAUGUCUUAUCCUAUUUGCCGCUGGAUUUGUCCAUAUAGUGGCCGCUCAGAGUAUAGGUUCCGGUAUACCAGAAAUGAAGACAAUAUUAAGAGGAGUUCACCUGAAAGAAUAUCUGACAUUUCGUGCUUUAAUAUCAAAACUCAUUGGCCUCACUGCUACUCUAGGAUCUGGUCUGCCGCUUGGAAAAGAGGGUCCUUCAGUACACAUAGCAUCUAUGGUAGCCACUUUGCUCUCCAAACUCGUGACAACCUUCCAAGGUAUCUACAGCAAUGAAUCGCGAACUACUGAAAUGUUGGCAGCCGCUUGCGCUGUGGGCGUCGCUUCGUGUUUCGCCGCUCCAGUUGGAGGCGUUCUUUUCUCCAUCGAGGUAACGACCACAUACUUCGCAGUCCGGAACUAUUGGCGAGGAUUCUUCGCUGCUUGUUGCAGUGCUAUUAUGUUCCGGCUGCUGUCGGUGUGGUCGGGCGCCAUGCCGACGGUGAAGCCGCUAUUCCCGACCAACCUGCCGCAGGACUUCCCCUUCGACCCCCAGGAGUUCGCCGUGUUUGUGCUUCUAGGCAUCGUGUGUGGUCUCAUGGCCGCGCUGUGGGUGUUCCUACACCGCCAGUACGUGCUGUUCAUGCGGAACACCAAAGUGCUGAGCAACUUCCUGCAGAAGAACCGCUUCAUCUACCCGGGCUUCAUGACUCUGGCGGUGAUGUCGAUUCUGUUCCCGCCCGGUAUCGGCAAAUACAUGGCGGCCGACCUGGGCAACCAGGAGCAGGUGCUGUCGCUCUUCGCUAACUUCACGUGGUCGGACACGCUGUCGGCGGAGCAGGCCGCCAUUGUGGACCACUGGCGGACACCUGAAGUCGACCACUUCGGCUGUCUCGUCAUAUACUUCUUUUCUAUCUUUUUCCUGAGCAUGGUAGCGUGUACGCUGCCGGUACCGGCCGGUAUUUUCGUGCCGGCUUUCAAGAUGGGCGCGUCGCUUGGCAGGUUCACGGGAGAAGUCAUGCACUACUUCUGUCCACUGGGCGUGGCCUAUGGAGGGCAUAUACAGAAAAUUUUGCCAGGCGGGUACGCGACGGUGGGCGCGGCGGCGUUCACGGGCGCCGUGACGCACACGGUGUCCACCAUCGUCAUCUGCAUCGAGAUGACCGGACAGGUGACCCACUUGCUGCCCAUCAUGGCGGCGGUGCUGGCGGCAAACGCCACGGCAGCACUCCUGCAGCCUUCGUGCUUCGAUAGCAUCAUACUCAUCAAGAAACUGCCUUAUCUGCCGGAUCUGCUGUCGUCAGCCAGCCGCAUGUACGACAUCUGCGUGGAAGAUUUCAUGGUGCGUGACGUCAAGUACAUUUGGAAUAGGAUGACAUUCCAGCAGUUGAAGGACAUCCUCAAAGAGAAUAAGGCAAUCAAGAGCUUCCCACUAGUGGACAGCCCGGCGUCCAUGGUCCUGCUGGGCUCCAUCCACCGCUGGGAGCUGGUGCGGGGGAUCGAGCAGCAGGUGGGCCGCUCCCGGCGCCUGCAGGUGGCGGCGCUGUGGCAGCGGGAGGCGGAGGCGAGGCGGAGGGACGAGGAGAAACGUAGGACUCGGCGGCCUUCCAGAUUCGAGGUAACGCCAGCUCCGGACAUGCUACAGGUCCCCGGCAGUGGGAUGACCCGGGGCAGCUCACUGACCACGCAAGACCAGGGCGGGCUCAUACCAGCCCCAGGCCAACUGUUCCGUCCGAAGUCUAUCCUGAAAAAGACCAACUCGUUCACCCUCACGCGCGGGUUGGUGUCGCCCGGCAGCGGGCCCCAGACCCCCGUGGCGCUGCACCCUUCGGUGUACACCACCGUCACCGGCGCGGAGACCAGGAUACGUGCAGCAUUCGAAGCCAUCUUCAAGCGCUCGACUCUGCUGCCCGACGUGGAGAGCGGCCUCACUGAGCAGUUGGGCGGCUUGCCUCGGAGCCCCUCCAUCAAUAAGAAGGUGCAAUUGCCGCGCGAGCGUGUAUGCGACAUGUCGCCUGAAGACCAAAAGGCGUGGGAGCAACUCGAAAUGGCCAAAGAGAUCGACUUCGACCGGAUGCUGCAAAUCGCGAGAAAACGAGAAUUACUACACGAUGAUUCGGAGUACGAAGACGAAACAUUAUACAUCUGUCACAUCGACCCCGCGCCCUUCCAGCUAGUCGAGCGAACAUCACUACUCAAGGUACAUUCGCUAUUCUCCACGCUGGGGGUGAGCCGUGCCUACGUGACCGCCAUAGGAAGACUUAUUGGGGUGGUGUCUCUGAAAGAGCUGCGCAAAGCUAUAGAGGACGUGAACUCCGGAGCCCUGACUCCGCUGACGCGGCCGGAGCCCCCGUCGCUGCCGUCGCCCAUGCUCAUCAAGGUGCCGCGCUCCGAGCCCGCGCCGCCGUCCGAGAAGGACACAGACAAACUCACCACCCACUGA